This is a messenger RNA of Varroa destructor (honeybee mite), 1053 nucleotides long. RefSeq lists its product as uncharacterized. Lineage: Eukaryota; Metazoa; Arthropoda; Arachnida; Mesostigmata; Varroidae. The record is from RefSeq and is a predicted model, not a curated record.
AGGGCAACCAGGUAGGUGAGGGCUUGUGGCUGAAAGGGUAGCAUGUGCUGGAACGUAAGACAGCGUCAAGUAUCGACGUUGAUUAUAAGAUGGCGACAAGUCUUGAUCACGACAUUUUACCGGUGGAAAGUUCAGCAGGCUUUUUUCGUCCCAAAUCAAAAAUGCGCACAUUGGCGUUGGUCGUUGCCGGGGUGAUCGUCCAUUUCGUAGGUGGAGCUCCAAUAUCUGAAGGCCAUUCGAAGGGUCGUCAAGGGCAGACGCUCUCCGGAGAUGGCCUAAGGGAUGUGCGUGGAUCAUAUACGAUAGCCUUGCCUGGCGGUCGCACUCGCACUGUCAAGUACAGUACGGGCGAAAGCAAUUUACAUGCAGCAGUGAUUACCAACGAGCUGGGUGCCGAAAGCACGAAUCCGCAAGACGUAGCCUUGCAAGCCUCCGCUGUAUCGGCUGCUGAGGCCGUCCUAAAAGGAGCAGCAACGUUUUUACGCAGCAUCACUUUUGGCCCUGACGCUGACGGCGUCUAUGUACAGAGGAGGGUUGCAACAGCGUAGCCCGUGAGCGAGUAAUUUAGAACAAAAUAGCUGAGAGAAGAAGUUCUUCUGCUGUUCAUGUCAAAGCUAGCUUCGUCAUAGUUCGUAUCACCGUGUAGGUAGGAAGGCGGGUUGUUUCAGUUUACCUGUCGCCUACUUUUGAAAUCGUGUUAAGCGUUCAUCUGCAGUGUAAAGUAUUCAAUUCUCUUCCGAAAUUUGGCGACCAAUCGUGUGGGCCUACAUAACCUAUGUAUGUCGAAAGUUCAAUGGCUUCUCGAAGUGGGUGUCUAAUGAAUGCUAGCUUCACUAAGCAUAACUGUGUUGUUUCACCCUGCAGACUUAAAUGGACAUACGCCUCUGGCUUGAAGAUCAUUAUUGAGUUUUCCCGUAUUGGUUUAAAAGGUCGUGGCAAUUAAAAAUAUCGAACUGAUUCUUAACGGCAAAGAGAGAAAAAUGUAUAGUUGUUCUCUCUAUUAUUCGUGUUCUCGUUUUUCUGUUACAUAAUAAAUUAUAAAAAUUGCUGCAA